UGGGGUAUAAAUUCAUACAUUGAGGUGAGUAGGAGUACUAAUAUAAAACAUCAUCAUGUGGUCUAACAUGAAAGAAUACACCGAGCUAAAAAUGACACGGUAUCCAUUUUACAACAAAAAAGGAAUAAUUGUAGAGACCACAGGAGGUUUAAUAAUACCUCACCGAGAUAGAACAAUGUUGACAAUUUCAGCUGCUACGAAAGUUCUUCCUAUUGGUUAUCGCAGAAAUACAUAAGCAACAAAUACAAAAACUUAUUUUUCAUUUCGGAAAAAGAAGUGCUUAUUUUCAAACAAUCUUCCUUCAACGUAAAAACAAUUCUGAAGUAAGAGCCAUUUCACAUUUACAAACCCUGCUGUGAGAGAAGGUGUAAGACAUGAAAAAUUCUCUUUUCUUUUGUUUUAUCUCAACUAUUUUGCUUGGAUCUAGCCCUUCUAGCUUGACGCUGUUCAGCUCUUUCACACUCGAACAUAGACUCUUUCUAGGAAAGACAUUUGGGUCGAUUUUCACUUCCGACUGGCUUCAGUGUUUACAAUCUUGCGCUGAAAACACAAGAUGUUUAUCAUACAGCUUUGAUAAGCAGGCUUUAGGUGAAAACUGUUUUUUACAUGAAUGUGGUUUUCUCGACGAAUGCGCUGCUCUCGAUACGCUCAUCUUUGCCAGGGAGUCUGUUUUUCAUCAGUUGCAGCCUGUAACGGUUUGUAUUCAUUUUAAAAAUAAGGUAGAAUCAUCAUUAUAUAAUUAUUCAUUUUAGAAUGAUAAAUGUUGUCAGGUUCUACUCGACUAUCUGCCUUUGUCACUAUCAGUAAAUUCUCUCUAUCUCCCUUAGAAGAUAAUUUUAUGCUAAGGUACAGGUUACGAUAUCUAGGUUGAUUAUGCUUAUUUAUUUUUGUUUAUUUUAAUUACCAUUUUAUGUAAUUUAAUUAUUGAUGUUCAUUAUUUUCCGACAGAAUCAAUCACAACAAAGGAAUUGCCGUUGGGCAGAUUAUAGUAAGUAUUAAGGAAAAUUAAGACAUUUCCGGUCAGACGAGUCUUGGUGUCUGUGUAUAUUAGAUCAAACUAAGCCUUUAAAACUUAUGAGUUGAAAAUAUUUACUCCACUCAACUGACUCAACCCUUUGACAAUCUGCCGCUGUGACAAGGCCUAAUGGCCGAGCGCUCAUGGCAUGCUUAAAAAGCCGAGUUUGUCGGUGAACUUAGGAUGAAAUAAAUAUUAAGGAUGAAGCAAAUAUAAAUAUAGUCAGGGGUGUAGUUGUAGAUCAAUUUUAUACUUAGUGCGAAUUUUAUUUUUGUUGUUUAUUUUUUGGUGUGGUAAUGAAUGAUAACAAAUUUCAAAAAGGAGGAAAUCAUAACAUAUACUUUCUUUAAUCAAUGAUGAAUCAAAAUUUAUGCAGAACUCGACAUUAGAAAUGGCCUUAAUGGAAUAGAAAAGGAAUUUAAAAUUCGUGCCAAUACCUUUUUAUUUUACCCCACCAAGAGCCUUGCAUAAUAUUUUGCAUGAAAAUAAUGGUAAUGCUAAGAAUAAGUCUAGUCAGUGAUCAUCAUCAUCGUCAUCAUCAUCAUUGUCAUCAUCACUGACACUGAUCAUUAUCAUGCCUAGCUUAUGGAAGUGACAAGUAUAACUUUAAAUGAUGCAAUAUCGUUCGUUUUUGCCUUUGUAUUAUUAUCAUUAUCAUAAUUAUUUGUUUUAUCUAUGUCAGACCAACCUAUUCCCGAAGCUGCAUUUGAAAUACAAGGUACCGAUGUAUGUGAAAGAAGUUGGAUUGAUGGACGCAGCCAAGGUGAGAAAAAAAACCGUUUUACCCUUUUUCAGGUUUACAUGUUAUGACUUUAAGUUUAUUUUUUCUUCUUUACAAACCAUCUUUAAGGCCCUUCCUACAUUCCGUUCUACGUACAUGGGUCAUGUAGCAGCUGCUCGGAAGAGAAGUCACCAAUGGUGUGUUUCCCUAACCCCAAACAAUACUUGGGUCACGUUCAUUGCCUAAUUCCAAGGCCUAAACAUUUUUGCCGCGCAGUCUAUAUUUAUCGGAUGGUCACGUGAUGAAUUUUGUAGGUCUUGAUUACGUCGCUGAACCGAACUGACUGCAAGGGCCUGGGAGAGCCGUAUAGGAGCGAGGCAACGUAUCAUAGAUAGUAUAUUUUGCACCAUAAUAGGAGAAGAUGUCAGAAUAUCAAAAGGACUUAUGAAAUCAUUUUGUACGUUUUCUUGUAACAGCUUUAGGACGAGAAAGACACUCAGCUGAUGUUUGUGGAAACAAACCUGUUUUGCUGGAUAAAUGCUUACUUGAAGACAGAGGAAGAAUCCAUCUGACAUCGGUGAAGUACAUGGAAUGCAACUGCUCGUGUAUAGAUUGUAGUGACGAAGGAGCAGUGCUUUGUCCCCAGUCGAAAGUAUAUAAA
Porites lobata is the source of this 2397-nucleotide messenger RNA. The record is from the annotation of a GenBank genome assembly. NCBI's taxonomy places the organism in Eukaryota, Metazoa, Cnidaria, Anthozoa, Scleractinia, Poritidae.